Molecule: messenger RNA, 522 nt
Organism: Malania oleifera
Lineage: Eukaryota; Viridiplantae; Streptophyta; Magnoliopsida; Santalales; Ximeniaceae
Product: membrane protein PM19L-like
Exons: 3
Coding region: 1-522 (173 amino acids)
Source: RefSeq, a predicted model, not a curated record
AUGGGUGGAGGAGCUGGAAGAUACGUAGCAGGCCCCCUGCUGCUUCUUAAUUUGAUAAUGUAUAUCGUUGUGGUAGGCUUUGCUAGUUGGUGUCUUAACAGGUUCAUCAAUGGCCAAACUCACAACCCUGGGUUCGGAGGAAAUGGUGCGACAGUGUUCUUCCUGAUCUUUUCGAUCUUGGCCGGCGUGGUAGGCGCGGCAUCAAAGCUGAUCGGCAGCCAUCAUAUCAAGGCGUGGAGGAACGAUAGCUUCGCAUCAGCGGCAUCAACCGCUGUCGUUGCAUGGGCCAUCACUGCCCUAGCUUUUGGGUUGGCAUGCAAGGAGAUACAUAUUGGAGGGUACAGGGGAUGGAGGCUAAGGGUAUUGGAGGCAUUUAUCAUAAUUCUAACCUUCACCCAGUUGCUCUAUAUCGCGAUGCUUCACACUGGUUUGAUGGGUAGCUCCAGUCGAGACACUGUGGGCGUACCUCCAGGCGACCCCAUGCACGGAGGUGGUACUCCGGGCACCGGAUCUAGGGUUUGA